Mizuhopecten yessoensis (Yesso scallop) is the source of this 1951-nucleotide messenger RNA. Its product is annotated as neuropeptide Y receptor type 5-like. Bases 132 to 1376 code for a protein of 414 amino acids. The record is from RefSeq and is a predicted model, not a curated record. Lineage: Eukaryota; Metazoa; Mollusca; Bivalvia; Pectinida; Pectinidae. Gene Ontology annotation, cellular component: membrane. Gene Ontology annotation, molecular function: neuropeptide Y receptor activity. The transcript is spliced from 3 exons. Gene Ontology annotation, biological process: neuropeptide signaling pathway.
GAUACUUGGAAACAUUGUCGACUACUGGUCGUAUAAGUGGUGUUAGGUUGUCGGUGGGGUUAUAAACAACAAUAGUUUUGUAGUGAAAAAAGACAGGGCAUCCCAAUGAAUUACUGAAAAUAUUGUCUGCCAUGUCCAGUCGGGAGAACGUUUCGGUCACGACUGUGAGCGUCGCUAACCUGGAUCCUAAUCAACAAUACUUCUUUACAAAUUCACCAAAAAAUGAAAGUACGGAUUUUACGAACAUUGAAAACCCAGCGCUUGGAUCUUAUGGUGUUUUUAUACCACUUUAUAUCGUUACAACAUUGACAUCUAUUGUUGGAAAUAUUGCAGCUAUUAUAAUCUUCGCUAAAGGAAAACGUUCCAAAUCUGAAUUGCGUCCGUUUCUGAUCAAUCUUGCCGUAGCCGAUUUGAUCAUGGCGAUUUUCUGUAUACCGUUUACAUUCACUGACCAGUUAUUGAGUGAAUGGGUGUUUUCUAAGCCGAUGUGCCCUAUUGUUCUGUUUUUACAGACAGUUUCAGUCACAGCCAGCGCCUCUACCAACAUGGCCAUUGGCAUUGACAGGUUCUAUGCCGUGGCAUACCCUUUAAAAUCUCGGAUUACUUCGUCAAGGUAUCGCCUUAUUAUUUUUCUCAUUUGGAUUAUUGCGAUUGCAUUUAAUUGUUUGCAAUUCAAGGUUGGGAGAGCAAGUGAAAAUCUGAAUUGGAAUUCCACGUCAAAUGAAACAAUAGUGAAAUGUGGUGAAGAGUGGGAUGACCCGGAGAGUAAGAGAGCGUAUUCAAUGUGUAUGCUCUUCCUUACUUACAUAAUCCCUCUCGUUAUUCUAACCGUUACUUAUUCUAUUGUUGGAUGUAUUCUGUGGCGACGCAGGUCACCCGGCAACGCUGAUGCAAUCCGAGACGAACAACAACUCAAGUCCAAAAGGAAGAUCGUGAAGAUGCUGGUGACCAUUGUGACGUUUUUCGGUCUGUGCUGGCUACCUCUACAUUUAUUUAUCCUCGUGUUGGACUUCAAUCCUGGAUUGGAGGCCGAUUCUCAGAUCCUACCAACACUCAACAUCCUGUAUUUCCUCGCUCACUGGAUCGCCAUGUCAAAUAGUUUCGUUAACCCCAUCAUCUACGGAUUCAUGAACAAUAGUUAUAGGGCUGAUUUACGGACCCUUAUAUUCACCAUCUGCCCUUAUGUUAGAGGUGGCAAACGUAUACGUCACGGAGCUGUUAAAUGGAAGUCACGUGGUCACGUGCGAGAUGACGCGUUCGACUACGAGAAAAGUAGUCACAUCAUCCAAGGACUUUUACGGAGUAACACAGACUACAGAAACGGCCGAACGUCGAAAACGACGGUGACAAAAAACUCAUCAACGAAGAGUUUUUAACGUGUAUCUUGUUCCGGCUGGAAAGCGUCUUCCAGUUGGAAGCAUGUAUAAAUUCCGUGAGUUUAACAGUGAUAAAUAACACUCAGGUUAUACGUGAGAUCCAAGCCAUAACUACUUCCAAGGAUUCAUAUCUUAUCAAUGAAAUCUCGUUAAUGACGUCAUCAAUAAGUGACGUCAUCAAUACAUGCGCGUGUAUAGUAAUGCUGAUGUGAGUACAAUAGUUUACAUUUUGAGUACACGUUGUGAGUACGAGUUACGAUGCUGCAUGAUGUGGGCCAAGUGUCUUCACGCACUUGCCUUACCCUUUUGCCAUUCUUUCUGUCUGUCCAAUCUCAGUGCACAAAAAUGCAACGACAUCUGGACGCAUUCUUUAUUCCUUUACAAUUGGGCAUUGUAAAAUAUCCGAACACUCGUAACAACUUUAAUAAGGGGUCAAUAUUAUUUUUUUCACCUUGUAGAAUAUUCGAAUUCUUUGUUGCCAACGAUUUGCAUGGCAGCACCAUGAAACGAUUCGCCUGUUCGUAAGAUCGACUUCCUGUGUUAAUGCCGGAAAUGUUCGGAUUUUGUUAUUUAAA